AUGACAAGCCUAGGCGUCAGUGAAGAGUCCACCACCUCCCGUAGCCAACCAGGUUCAACUCACUCAACAGUGUCACCUGCCAGCAGCACCACGCCAGGCCCCAGUGAGGAAUCUACCACCGUCUACAGCAGCAGCCCAGGCUCAACUGAAACCACAGUGUUCCCUCGCAGCACCACAACCUCAGUUCGUGGUGAGGAACCUACAACCUUCCACAGCCAGCAGGCCGCAACUCACACAACGCUGUUCACUGAGGACACCACCACCUCGGGCCUCACUGAAGAAUCUACAGCCUUCCCCAGCAGCCCAGUCUCCACCCGAACAGGGUUGCCUGUCACCCUCACAACCACAGACCUCGGUCGUGGAGAAUCUACAACCUCACCCAUCAGUCCAGGCUCAACUGAAAUAACAACGUUAUCUGGCAGCACCACAACACCAGGCCUCAGUGAGGCGUCUACCACCUUCUACAGCAGCCCCAGAUCACCAACCACAACACUCCCACCUGCCAGCAUGACAAGCCUAGGCGUCAGUGAAGAGUCCACCACCUCCCGUAGCCAACCAGGCUCAACUGGAACAACACUCUCACCUGCCCGCUCCACCACCUCAGGCCUUGUUGGAGAAUCUACACCCUCAACCCUCAGUCCAAGCUCAACCGAAACAACAACUUUACCCGGCAGUCCCACAACACCAAGCCUCGGUGAGAAAUCAACCGCCUUCUACACCAGCCCCAGAUCACCAGAUGCAACACUCUCACCUGCGACCACAACAAGCUCAGGCGUCAGUGAAGAAUCCGGCACAUCCCAUAGUCAACCGGGCUCAACGCACACGACAGCGUUCCCUGACAGCACCACCACGUCAGGCCUCAGUCAGGAACCUACAACUUCCCACAGCAGCCAAGGCUCAACAGAGGCAACGCUGUCCCCUGGCAGUACCACGGCCUCAUCCCUUGGUCCACAGUCUACAACCUUGCACAGCAGCCCAGCCACUGAAACCACACUCUUACCUGACGACACCACAACCUCAGGCCUCGUGGAGGCAUCUACACCCAUCCACAGCAGCACUGGCUCGCUACACACAACACUGACCCCUGCCAGCUCCACAAGCGCUGGCCUUCAGGAAGAAUCUGCCACUUUCCAGAGCUGGCCAAGCUCAAGUGACACAACACCUUCACCUCCUAGCACCACACCAGCCCCUGUUGAAGUAUCCACAACCUACCACAGCCGCCCGAGCUCAACUCCAACAACACAGUUUUCUGCCAGCUCCACAACCUUGGGCCGUAGUGAGGAAUCAACAACAGUCCACAGCAGCCCAGGUGCAACUGGAACAACACGCUUCCCUACCCGCUCCGCGACCUCAGUUCUUGUUGGAGAACCUACAACCUCACCCAUCAGUUCAGGCUCAAUGGAAACAACAGCGUUACCCGGCAGUACCACAACAGCAGGCCUGAGUGAGAAAUCUACCACCUUCUACAGUAGCCCCAGAUCACCAGUCACAACACUCUCACCUGCCAGCACGACAAGCUCAGGCGUCAGUGAAGAAUCCACCACCUCCCACAGCCGACCACACACAGGCUCAACGCACACAACAGCGUUCCCUGGCAGUACCACCAUGCCAGGCCUCAGUCAGGAAUCUACAGCUUCCCGCAGCAGCCCAGGCUCCACAGACACAACACUGUCCCCUGGCAGUACCACAGCAUCAUCCCUUGGUCCAGAGUCUACUACCAUCCACAGCAGCCCAGGCUCCACUGGAACAUCACUCUUACCUGACAACACCACAACCUCAGGCCUCCUUGAAGCAUCUACGCCCGUCCACAGCAGCACUGGAUCGCCACACACAACACUGUCCCCUGCCGGUUCUACAACCCGUCAGGGAGAAUCUACCACUUUCCAGAGCUGGCCAAGCUCAAAUGACACUGCGCCUGCACCUCCUAGUACCACAUCAGCCUUUGUUGAACUAUCUACAACCUACCAUAGCAGCCCGAGCUCAACUCCAACAACACAGCUUUCUGCCAGCUCCACAAUCUUGGGCCUUACUGAAGAAUCUACAACCUACCACAGCAGCCCGGGCUCAACUCAAACAAUGCACUUCCCUGAAAGCUCCACAACUUCAGGCCGUAGUGAAGAAUCAACAACUUCCCACAGCAGCACAACACACACAAUAUCUUCACCUCCUGGCACCACACCUGGCCCUGUUGAAGAGUCUACAAGCUACCACAGCAGCCCGGGCUCAACUGCAACAACACGCUUCCCCGACAGCUCCACAACCUCAGGCCGUAGUGAGGAAUCAACAGCAUACCACAGCAGCCCAGACGCAACGGGAACAACAGUCUCAUCUGCCCGCUCCACAACCUCAGUUCUUGUUGGAGAAUCUACGACCUCACCCAUCAGUUCAGGCUCCACGGAAACAACAGCCUCACGCAGUACCACAACGCCAGGCCUCAGUGAGAAAUCUACCACUUUCUACAGUAGCCCCAGAUCACCAGACACAACACUCUCACCUGCCAGCACGACAAGCUCAGGCGUCAGUGAAGAAUCCACCACCUCCCACAGCCGAAAAGGCUCAACGCACACAACAGCAUUCCCUGACAGCACCGCCACGCCAGGCCUCAGUCGGGAGUCUACAACUUCCCGCAGCAGCCCAGGCUCAACGGAUACAACACUGUUACCUGCCAGCACCACCACCUCAGGUCCCGGUCGGGAAUCGACAACAUCCCACAGCAGCCCAGGUUCAACUGACACUGCACUGUCCCCUGGCAGUACCACAACCUUAUCCUCUGGUCAAGAAUCUACAACCUUCCACAGCAGCCCAGGCUCCACUCACACAACACUCUUCUUUGACAGCACCACAAGCUCAGGCAUCGUUGAAGCAUCUACACGCGUCCACAGCAGCACUGGCUCACCACACACAACACUGUCCCCUGCCAGCUCCACAAGCCCUGGCCUUCAGGGAGAAUCUACCGCCUUCCAGACCCACCCAGCCUCAACUCACACAACGCCUUCACCUCCUAGCACCACAGCAGCCCCUGUUGAGGAAUCUACAACCUACCACCACAGCCCAGGCUCGACUCCAACGACACACUUCCCUGCCAGCUCCACAACUUCGGGACACAGUGAGAAAUCAACAACAUUCCACGGCAGCCCAGAUGCAAGUGGAACAACACCCUCACCUGCCCACUCCACAACCUCAGGUCGUGGAGAAUCUACAACCUCACCCAUCAGUCCAGGCUCAACUGAAAUAACAACGUUAUCUGGCAGCACCACAACACCAGGCCUCAGUGAGGCGUCUACCACCUUCUACAGCAGCCCCAGAUCACCAACCACAACACUCCCACCUGCCAGCAUGACAAGCCUAGGCGUCAGUGAAGAGUCCACCACCUCCCGUAGCCAACCAGGUUCAACUCACUCAACAGUGUCACCUGCCAGCAGCACCACGCCAGGCCCCAGUGAGGAAUCUACCACCGUCUACAGCAGCAGCCCAGGCUCAACUGAAACCACAGUGUUCCCUCGCAGCACCACAACCUCAGUUCGUGGUGAGGAACCUACAACCUUCCACAGCCAGCAGGCCGCAACUCACACAACGCUGUUCACUGAGGACACCACCACCUCGGGCCUCACUGAAGAAUCUACAGCCUUCCCCAGCAGCCCAGUCUCCACCCGAACAGGGUUGCCUGUCACCCUCACAACCACAGACCUCGGUGAGGAAUCAACAACCUUCCCCAGCAGCUCAGGCUCAACUGGAACAACACUCUCACCUGCCCGCUCCACCACCUCAGGCCUUGUUGGAGAAUCUACACCCUCAACCCUCAGUCCAAGCUCAACCGAAACAACAACUUUACCCGGCAGUCCCACAACACCAAGCCUCGGUGAGAAAUCAACCGCCUUCUACACCAGCCCCAGAUCACCAGAUGCAACACUCUCACCUGCGACCACAACAAGCUCAGGCGUCAGUGAAGAAUCCGGCACAUCCCAUAGUCAACCGGGCUCAACGCACACGACAGCGUUCCCUGACAGCACCACCACGUCAGGCCUCAGUCAGGAACCUACAACUUCCCACAGCAGCCAAGGCUCAACAGAGGCAACGCUGUCCCCUGGCAGUACCACGGCCUCAUCCCUUGGUCCACAGUCUACAACCUUGCACAGCAGCCCAGGCGCCACUGAAACCACACUCUUACCUGACGACACCACAACCUCAGGCCUCGUGGAGGCAUCUACACCCAUCCACAGCAGCACUGGCUCGCUACACACAACACUGACCCCUGCCAGCUCCACAAGCGCUGGCCUUCAGGAAGAAUCUGCCACUUUCCAGAGCUGGCCAAGCUCAAGUGACACAACACCUUCACCUCCUAGCACCACACCAGCCCCUGUUGAAGUAUCCACAACCUACCACAGCCGCCCGAGCUCAACUCCAACAACACAGUUUUCUGCCAGCUCCACAACCUUGGGCCGUAGUGAGGAAUCAACAACAGUCCACAGCAGCCCAGGUGCAACUGGAACAACACGCUUCCCUACCCGCUCCGCGACCUCAGUUCUUGUUGGAGAACCUACAACCUCACCCAUCAGUUCAGGCUCAAUGGAAACAACAGCGUUACCCGGCAGUACCACAACAGCAGGCCUGAGUGAGAAAUCUACCACCUUCUACAGUAGCCCCAGAUCACCAGUCACAACACUCUCACCUGCCAGCACGACAAGCUCAGGCGUCAGUGAAGAAUCCACCACCUCCCACAGCCGACCACACACAGGCUCAACGCACACAACAGCGUUCCCUGGCAGUACCACCAUGCCAGGCCUCAGUCAGGAAUCUACAGCUUCCCGCAGCAGCCCAGGCUCCACAGACACAACACUGUCCCCUGGCAGUACCACAGCAUCAUCCCUUGGUCCAGAGUCUACUACCAUCCACAGCAGCCCAGGCUCCACUGGAACAUCACUCUUACCUGACAACACCACAACCUCAGGCCUCCUUGAAGCAUCUACGCCCGUCCACAGCAGCACUGGAUCGCCACACACAACACUGUCCCCUGCCGGUUCUACAACCCGUCAGGGAGAAUCUACCACUUUCCAGAGCUGGCCAAGCUCAAAUGACACUGCGCCUGCACCUCCUAGUACCACAUCAGCCUUUGUUGAACUAUCUACAACCUACCAUAGCAGCCCGAGCUCAACUCCAACAACACAGCUUUCUGCCAGCUCCACAAUCUUGGGCCGUAGUGAGGAAUCGACAACAGUCCACAGCAGCCCAGUUGCAACUGCAACAACACCUUCAUCUGCCCGCUCCACAACCUCAACCUCAGGCCUUACUGAAGAAUCUACAACCUACCACAGCAGCCCGGGCUCAACUCAAACAAUGCACUUCCCUGAAAGCUCCACAACUUCAGGCCGUAGUGAAGAAUCAACAACUUCCCACAGCAGCACAACACACACAAUAUCUUCACCUCCUGGCACCACACCUGGCCCUGUUGAAGAGUCUACAAGCUACCACAGCAGCCCGGGCUCAACUGCAACAACACGCUUCCCCGACAGCUCCACAACCUCAGGCCGUAGUGAGGAAUCAACAGCAUACCACAGCAGCCCAGACGCAACGGGAACAACAGUCUCAUCUGCCCGCUCCACAACCUCAGUUCUUGUUGGAGAAUCUACGACCUCACCCAUCAGUUCAGGCUCCACGGAAACAACAGCCUCACCCGGCAGUACCACAACGCCAGGCCUCAGUGAGAAAUCUACCACUUUCUACAGUAGCCCCAGAUCACCAGACACAACACUCUCACCUGCCAGCACGACAAGCUCAGGCGUCAGUGAAGAAUCCACCACCUCCCACAGCCGAAAAGGCUCAACGCACACAACAGCAUUCCCUGACAGCACCGCCACGCCAGGCCUCAGUCGGGAGUCUACAACUUCCCGCAGCAGCCCAGGCUCAACGGAUACAACACUGUUACCUGCCAGCACCACCACCUCAGGUCCCGGUCGGGAAUCGACAACAUCCCACAGCAGCCCAGGUUCAACUGACACUGCACUGUCCCCUGGCAGUACCACAACCUUAUCCUCUGGUCAAGAAUCUACAACCUUCCACAGCAGCCCAGGCUCCACUCACACAACACUCUUCUUUGACAGCACCACAAGCUCAGGCAUCGUUGAAGCAUCUACACGCGUCCACAGCAGCACUGGCUCACCACACACAACACUGUCCCCUGCCAGCUCCACAAGCCCUGGCCUUCAGGGAGAAUCUACCGCCUUCCAGACCCACCCAGCCUCAACUCACACAACGCCUUCACCUCCUAGCACCACAGCAGCCCCUGUUGAGGAAUCUACAACCUACCACCACAGCCCAGGCUCGACUCCAACGACACACUUCCCUGCCAGCUCCACAACUUCGGGACACAGUGAGAAAUCAACAACAUUCCACGGCAGCCCAGAUGCAAGUGGAACAACACCCUCACCUGCCCACUCCACAACCUCAGGUCGUGGAGAAUCUACAACCUCACCCAUCAGUCCAGGCUCAACUGAAAUAACAACGUUAUCUGGCAGCACCACAACACCAGGCCUCAGUGAGGCGUCUACCACCUUCUACAGCAGCCCCAGAUCACCAACCACAACACUCCCACCUGCCAGCAUGACAAGCCUAGGCGUCAGUGAAGAGUCCACCACCUCCCGUAGCCAACCAGGUUCAACUCACUCAACAGUGUCACCUGCCAGCAGCACCACGCCAGGCCCCAGUGAGGAAUCUACCACCGUCUACAGCAGCAGCCCAGGCUCAACUGAAACCACAGUGUUCCCUCGCAGCACCACAACCUCAGUUCGUGGUGAGGAACCUACAACCUUCCACAGCCAGCAGGCCGCAACUCACACAACGCUGUUCACUGAGGACACCACCACCUCGGGCCUCACUGAAGAAUCUACAGCCUUCCCCAGCAGCCCAGUCUCCACCCGAACAGGGUUGCCUGUCACCCUCACAACCACAGACCUCGGUGAGGAAUCAACAACCUUCCCCAGCAGCUCAGGCUCAACUGGAACAACACUCUCACCUGCCCGCUCCACCACCUCAGGCCUUGUUGGAGAAUCUACACCCUCAACCCUCAGUCCAAGCUCAACCGAAACAACAACUUUACCCGGCAGUCCCACAACACCAAGCCUCGGUGAGAAAUCAACCGCCUUCUACACCAGCCCCAGAUCACCAGAUGCAACACUCUCACCUGCGACCACAACAAGCUCAGGCGUCAGUGAAGAAUCCGGCACAUCCCAUAGUCAACCGGGCUCAACGCACACAACAGCAUUCCCUGACAGCACCGCCACGCCAGGCCUCAGUCGGGAGUCUACAACUUCCCGCAGCAGCCCAGGCUCAACGGAUACAACACUGUUACCUGCCAGCACCACCACCUCAGGUCCCGGUCGGGAAUCGACAACAUCCCACAGCAGCCCAGGUUCAACUGACACUGCACUGUCCCCUGGCAGUACCACAACCUUAUCCUCUGGUCAAGAAUCUACAACCUUCCACAGCAGCCCAGGCUCCACUCACACAACACUCUUCUUUGACAGCACCACAAGCUCAGGCAUCGUUGAAGCAUCUACACGCGUCCACAGCAGCACUGGCUCACCACACACAACACUGUCCCCUGCCAGCUCCACAAGCCCUGGCCUUCAGGGAGAAUCUACCGCCUUCCAGACCCACCCAGCCUCAACUCACACAACGCCUUCACCUCCUAGCACCACAGCAGCCCCUGUUGAGGAAUCUACAACCUACCACCACAGCCCAGGCUCGACUCCAACGACACACUUCCCUGCCAGCUCCACAACUUCGGGACACAGUGAGAAAUCAACAACAUUCCACGGCAGCCCAGAUGCAAGUGGAACAACACCCUCACCUGCCCACUCCACAACCUCAGGUCGUGGAGAAUCUACAACCUCACCCAUCAGUCCAGGCUCAACUGAAAUAACAACGUUAUCUGGCAGCACCACAACACCAGGCCUCAGUGAGGCGUCUACCACCUUCUACAGCAGCCCCAGAUCACCAACCACAACACUCCCACCUGCCAGCAUGACAAGCCUAGGCGUCAGUGAAGAGUCCACCACCUCCCGUAGCCAACCAGGUUCAACUCACUCAACAGUGUCACCUGCCAGCAGCACCACGCCAGGCCCCAGUGAGGAAUCUACCACCGUCUACAGCAGCAGCCCAGGCUCAACUGAAACCACAGUGUUCCCUCGCAGCACCACAACCUCAGUUCGUGGUGAAGAACCUACAACCUUCCACAGUCAGCAGGCCGCAACUCACACAACGCUGUUCACUGAGGACACCACCACCUCGGGCCUCACUGAAGAAUCUACAGCCUUCCCCAGCAGCCCAGUCUCCACCCGAACAGGGUUGCCUGCCACCCUCACAACCACAGACCUCGGUGAGGAAUCAACAACCUUCCCCAGCAGCUCAGGCUCAACUGAAACACUCUCACCUGCCCGCUCCACCACCUCAGGACUUGUUGGAGAAUCUACACCCUCAACCCUCAGUCCAAGCUCAACCGAAACAACAACUUUACCCGGCAGUCCCACAACACCAAGCCUCGGUGAGAAAUCAACCACCGUCUACACCAGCCCCAGAUCACCAGAUGCAACACUCUCACCUGCGACCACAACAAGCUCAGGCGUCAGUGAAGAAUCCGGCACAUCCCAUAGUCAACCGGGCUCAACGCACACGCCAGCGUUCCCUGACAGCACCACCACGUCAGGCCUCAGUCAGGAACCUACAACUUCCCACAGCAGCCAAGGCUCAACAGAGGCAACGCUGUCCCCUGGCAGUACCACGGCCUCAUCCCUUGGUCCACAGUCUACAACCUUGCACAGCAGCCCAGCCACUGAAACCACACUCUUACCUGACGACACCACAACCUCAGGCCUCGUGGAGGCAUCUACACCCAUCCACAGCAGCACUGGCUCGCUACACACAACACUGACCCCUGCCAGCUCCACAAGCGCUGGCCUUCAGGAAGAAUCUGCCACUUUCCAGAGCUGGCCAAGCUCAAGUGACACAACACCUUCACCUCCUAGCACCACACCAGCCCCUGUUGAAGUAUCCACAACCUACCACAGCCGCCCGAGCUCAACUCCAACAACACAGUUUUCUGCCAGCUCCACAACCUUGGGCCGUAGUGAGGAAUCAACAACAGUCCACAGCAGCCCAGGUGCAACUGGAACAACACGCUUCCCUACCCGCUCCGCGACCUCAGUUCUUGUUGGAGAACCUACAACCUCACCCAUCAGUUCAGGCUCAAUGGAAACAACAUCUUUACCCGGCAGUACCACAACAGCAUGCCUGAGUGAGAAAUCUACCACCUUCUACAGUAGCCCCAGAUCACCAGUCACAACACUCUCACCUGCCAGCACGACAAGCUCAGGCGUCAGUGAAGAAUCCACCACCUCCCACAGCCGACCACACACAGGCUCAACGCACACAACAGCGUUCCCUGGCAGUACCACCAUGCCAGGCCUCAGUCAGGAAUCUACAGCUUCCCGCAGCAGCCCAGGCUCCACAGACACAACACUGUCCCCUGGCAGUACCACAGCAUCAUCCCUUGGUCCAGAGUCUACUACCAUCCACAGCAGCCCAGGCUCCACUGGAACAUCACUCUUACCUGACAACACCACAACCUCAGGCCUCCUUGAAGCAUCUACGCCCGUCCACAGCAGCACUGGAUCGCCACACACAACACUGUCCCCUGCCGGUUCUACAACCCGUCAGGGAGAAUCUACCACUUUCCAGAGCUGGCCAAGCUCAAAUGACACUGCGCCUGCACCUCCUAGUACCACAUCAGCCUUUGUUGAACUAUCUACAACCUACCAUAGCAGCCCGAGCUCAACUCCAACAACACAGCUUUCUGCCAGCUCCACAAUCUUGGGCCGUAGUGAGGAAUCGACAACAGUCCACAGCAGCCCAGUUGCAACUGCAACAACACCUUCAUCUGCCCGCUCCACAACCUCAACCUCAGGCCUUACUGAAGAAUCUACAACCUACCACAGCAGCCCGGGCUCAACUCAAACAAUGCACUUCCCUGAAAGCUCCACAACUUCAGGCCGUAGUGAAGAAUCAACAACUUCCCACAGCAGCACAACACACACAAUAUCUUCACCUCCUGGCACCACACCUGGCCCUGUUGAAGAGUCUACAAGCUACCACAGCAGCCCGGGCUCAACUGCAACAACACGCUUCCCCGACAGCUCCACAACCUCAGGCCGUAGUGAGGAAUCAACAGCAUACCACAGCAGCCCAGACGCAACGGGAACAACAGUCUCAUCUGCCCGCUCCACAACCUCAGUUCUUGUUGGAGAAUCUACGACCUCACCCAUCAGUUCAGGCUCCACGGAAACAACAGCCUCACCCGGCAGUACCACAACGCCAGGCCUCAGUGAGAAAUCUACCACUUUCUACAGUAGCCCCAGAUCACCAGACACAACACUCUCACCUGCCAGCACGACAAGCUCAGGCGUCAGUGAAGAAUCCACCACCUCCCACAGCCGAAAAGGCUCAACGCACACAACAGCAUUCCCUGACAGCACCGCCACGCCAGGCCUCAGUCGGGAGUCUACAACUUCCCGCAGCAGCCCAGGCUCAACGGAUACAACACUGUUACCUGCCAGCACCACCACCUCAGGUCCCGGUCGGGAAUCGACAACAUCCCACAGCAGCCCAGGUUCAACUGACACUGCACUGUCCCCUGGCAGUACCACAACCUUAUCCUCUGGUCAAGAAUCUACAACCUUCCACAGCAGCCCAGGCUCCACUCACACAACACUCUUCUUUGACAGCACCACAAGCUCAGGCAUCGUUGAAGCAUCUACACGCGUCCACAGCAGCACUGGCUCACCACACACAACACUGUCCCCUGCCAGCUCCACAAGCCCUGGCCUUCAGGGAGAAUCUACCGCCUUCCAGACCCACCCAGCCUCAACUCACACAACGCCUUCACCUCCUAGCACCACAGCAGCCCCUGUUGAGGAAUCUACAACCUACCACCACAGCCCAGGCUCGACUCCAACGACACACUUCCCUGCCAGCUCCACAACUUCGGGACACAGUGAGAAAUCAACAACAUUCCACGGCAGCCCAGAUGCAAGUGGAACAACACCCUCACCUGCCCACUCCACAACCUCAGGUCGUGGAGAAUCUACAACCUCACCCAUCAGUCCAGGCUCAACUGAAAUAACAACGUUAUCUGGCAGCACCACAACACCAGGCCUCAGUGAGGCGUCUACCACCUUCUACAGCAGCCCCAGAUCACCAACCACAACACUCCCACCUGCCAGCAUGACAAGCCUAGGCGUCAGUGAAGAGUCCACCACCUCCCGUAGCCAACCAGGUUCAACUCACUCAACAGUGUCACCUGCCAGCAGCACCACGCCAGGCCCCAGUGAGGAAUCUACCACCGUCUACAGCAGCAGCCCAGGCUCAACUGAAACCACAGUGUUCCCUCGCAGCACCACAACCUCAGUUCGUGGUGAAGAACCUACAACCUUCCACAGUCAGCAGGCCGCAACUCACACAACGCUGUUCACUGAGGACACCACCACCUCGGGCCUCACUGAAGAAUCUACAGCCUUCCCCAGCAGCCCAGUCUCCACCCGAACAGGGUUGCCUGCCACCCUCACAACCACAGACCUCGGUGAGGAAUCAACAACCUUCCCCAGCAGCUCAGGCUCAACUGGAACAACACUCUCACCUGCCCGCUCCACCACCUCAGGACUUGUUGGAGAAUCUACACCCUCAACCCUCAGUCCAAGCUCAACCGAAACAACAACUUUACCCGGCAGUCCCACAACACCAAGCCUCGGUGAGAAAUCAACCACCGUCUACACCAGCCCCAGAUCACCAGAUGCAACACUCUCACCUGCGACCACAACAAGCUCAGGCGUCAGUGAAGAAUCCGGCACAUCCCAUAGUCAACCGGGCUCAACGCACACGACAGCGUUCCCUGACAGCACCACCACGUCAGGCCUCAGUCAGGAACCUACAACUUCCCACAGCAGCCAAGGCUCAACAGAGGCAACGCUGUCCCCUGGCAGUACCACGGCCUCAUCCCUUGGUCAACAGUCUACAACCUUGCACAGCAGCCCAGGCGCCACUGAAACCACACUCUUACCUGACGACACCACAACCUCAGGCCUCGUGGAGGCAUCUACACCCAUCCACAGCAGCACUGGCUCACUACACACAACACUGACCCCUGCCAGCUCCACAAGCGCUGGCCUUCAGGAAGAAUCUACCACUUUCCAGAGCUGGCCAAGCUCAAGUGACACAACACCUUCACCUCCUAGCACGACACCAGCCCCUGUUGAAGUAUCCACAACCUACCACAGCCGCCCGAGCUUAACUCCAACAACAUACUUUUCUGCCAGCUCCACAACCUUGGGCCGUAGUGAGGAAUCAACAACAGUCCACAGCAGCCCAGGUGCAACUGGAACAACACGCUUCCCUACCCGCUCCGCGACCACAGUUCUUCCUGGAGAAUCCACAAUGUCGCUCAUCGGUUCAGGCUCAAUGGAAACAACAACCUUAUCUGGCAGUACCACAACAGCAGGCCUCAGUAAGAAACCUACCACCUUCUACAGUAGCCCGAGAUCACCAGAGGUAAUACUCUCACCUGGCAGCGUGACAAAUUCAGGCCUCGGUGAAGAAUUCACCACCUUCUACAGCCAGCCAGGUUCAAUGCACACAACACUGUUACCUGCCAGCGCCACCACUUUAAGGCUCAGUGAGAAGCCUACAACUCUCUCCAGCAUGGCAGACUCAGUGCACACGAUGCUGUUACCUGCCAGCACCACAACACCAGGCCUCAGCGAUGAAUUAGCAACUUCCCACAGCAGCCCAGGCUCAACUGAGACAACACUGUUCCCUGACAGCCCCAGAACCUCAGACCAUAGUGAAGAAUCAACAACUUCCUACAGCAGCACAACUCACACAACACCUUCACCUCCUAGCACCACACCUGCUCUUGUUGAAGAAUAUACAGGCUACCAGAGCAGCCCGGGCUCAACUGCAACAACACACUUUCCUGAGAGCUCCACAACCUCAGGGCGUAGUGAGAAAGCAACAGCAUCCCACAGCAGCCCAGAUACUAACGCAAUCACACUCUUACCUGCCCUUUUUACUACCUCAGGCCGCAGUGCAGAAUCUACCACCUUCUACAUCUCUCCAGGCUCAACACAAACAACGUUACCCAGCAGUACCGCAAUGCCAGGCCUCAGUGCAAAAUCUACUAUCUUUUACAGUAGCUCCAGAACACCAGACCAAACACUCUCAUCGGCCAGCAUGACAAGCUCCAGCAUCAGUGAAGAACCCACCAGCUUCGAUAGCCAAGCAGGGUCAACACACACAACAGUGUUUCCUGCCAGCACCACCACCUCAGGCCUCAGUCAGGAAUCAGCAACUUUCCACAGUAAGCCAGGCUCAACUGACACAACGCUGUCCCCUGGGAGCAUCACAACUUCAUCCUUUGCUCAAGAAUUUACCACCCCUCACAGCCAACCAGGCUCAGCUCCGUCAACAGUGUCACCUGCCAGCACCACAGUGCCAGGCCUUAAUGAGGAAUCUACCACCUUCUACAGCAGCCCAGGCUCAACUGAAACCACAGUGUUUUCUCACAGCACCACAACCUCCAUUCAUAGUCAACAAUCUACACCCUUCCCUGGCAGCCCAGGCGUCACCCUAACAGUGUUACCUGCCACCCUCACAACCACAGACAUUGGUCAGGAAUCAACAGCCUUCCACAGCAGUUCAGAUGCAACUGGAACAACACCCUUACCUGCCCGCUCCACAACCUCAGACCUUGGAGAAUCUACAACUUUCUACAUCAGCCCAUCCCCUACUUACACAACACUCUUUCCUGCCAGUUCCAGCACAUCAGGCCUCACUGAGGAAUCUACCACCUUCCACACCAGUCCAAGCUUCACUUCUACAAUUGUGUCUACUGAAAGCCUGGAAACCUUAGCACCAGGGUUGUGCCAGGAAGGACAAAUUUGGAAUGGAAAACAAUGCGUCUGUCCCCAAGGCUACGUUGGUUACCAGUGCUUGUCCCCUCUGGAAUCCUUCCCUGUAGAAACCCCAGAAAAACUCAGCGCUGCUUUAGGUAUGAGAGUGAAAGUGACUUACAGGAAUUUCACAGAGAAGAUGAAUGACUUAUCCUCCCAGGAAUACCAGAACUUCAGUACCCUCUUCAAGAACCGGAUGGAUGUCGUUUUGAAGGGCGACGAUCUUCCACAGUAUAGAGGGGUGAACAUUCGGAGAUUGCUCAAUGGUAGCAUCGUGGUCAAGAACGAUGUCAUUCUGGAGACAGACUACACUUUAGAGUAUGAGAAACUGUUUGAAAACCUGGCAGAGAUUGUAAAGGCCAAGAUUGUGAAUGAAACCAAAACAAUUGUUGUUAAUCCUGAUUCCUGCAGAGAGGCCAUACUGUGCUAUAGUGAAAAUGACACUUUCGUGGAUUCAUCAGUGACGCCGGGCUUUGACUUCCAGGAGCAAUGCACCCAGAAGGCUGCCGAAGGAUAUGCCCAAUUCUACUAUGUGGAUGUCUUGGAUGGGAAGCUGGCCUGUGUGAACAAGUGCACCAAAGGAACGAAGUCGCAAAUGAACUGUAACCUGGGCACAUGUCAGCUGCAACGCAGUGGCCCCCGCUGCCUGUGCCCAAAUACGGACACACACUGGUACUGGGGAGAGACUUGUGAAUUCAACAUCGCCAAGAGCCUCGUGUAUGGGAUUGUGGGGGCUGUGAUGGCGGUGCUGCUGCUCGCAUUGAUCAUCCUAGUCAUCUUAUUCAGCCUAUCCCAGAGAAAACAGCACAGGGAACAGUAUGAUGUGCCUCAAGAGUGGCGAAAGGAAGGCACCCCUGGCAUCUUCCAGAAGACGGCCAUCUGGGAAGACCAGAAUCUGAGGGAUAGCAGAUUCGGCCUUGAGAACACCUACAACAACUUCCGGCCCACCCUGGAGGCUGUUGACUCCGGCACAGAGCUCCACAUCCAGAGGCCGGAGAUGGUAGCAUCCGCUGUGUGAGCCAACGGGGGCCUCCCACCCUCAUCUGUCUCUGUGCAGGAGAGCUGCAAACACAGAGCCCCCCACAGGCCUCCGGAGUUGGUCAAGAGGAGACGGAAGUCAGGCCCUGAAGCCGGUCCUGCUCUGAGCUGACAGACUUGGCCAGUCCCCUGCCUGUGCUCCUGCUGGGGAAGGCUGGGGGCUGUAAGCCCCUCCAUCCAGGAGUUUCUAGACUCCCAGAAGCCUCGGCACCCCUGUCUCCUCCUGGGUGGCCUCCCCACUCUGGAAUUUCCCUACCAAUAAAAGCAAAUCUUAAAGCUCA
Nomascus leucogenys (northern white-cheeked gibbon) is the source of this 15313-nucleotide messenger RNA. It is a transcript of the gene MUC12, whose product is annotated as mucin 12, cell surface associated. The record is from RefSeq and is a predicted model, not a curated record. Lineage: Eukaryota; Metazoa; Chordata; Mammalia; Primates; Hylobatidae.